Molecule: messenger RNA, 3201 nt
Organism: Striga asiatica
Lineage: Eukaryota; Viridiplantae; Streptophyta; Magnoliopsida; Lamiales; Orobanchaceae
Source: the annotation of a GenBank genome assembly
UUUGUUUUUUAUUUUUAUUUUUUAAUUUUUGCUUGGCUCCAUAUUCCUCCACGUAACGUCCCAACUACCACCUAAAACCCCGGUCACCUCACCUGCGCUGCCCGUUUAAACAAACUGGUGCUCACAUAUUCGUCACGCUCUCAGCUCUCAGAGAGUCAACAAUCAUAUAAAGACACAAACAAACAAAAAAAAAAAGAAGAAAGAGUGAAAAGGUUCGGCUGCCAUGGACGCAGCUGCGCAGCUCGUCUACUGCGGAAUAGAUCCUCUACACCGCACCUCGACAUCCUAUGGAAAGAGCAGGAGUCGCAGGUUUUUCCCCAGAAUCAAGCGGAACUCCGUUGUGAGAGCCAUUGCAACCGAGCCUAGACCAUCAUCGGAUACCAAGCAGACAAAAGUCAUUGACGAAUCCCCCAAAACCGCGUCGUACAAGCCGGUGAAUGGUGCAUCCUCUAGAAUGCAAGAUGUUUCAAAAGAGAUCAAAAGGGUGAGGGCACAAAUGGAAGAGAAUGAGCAGUUGGCUAUCCUUAUGCAAGGGCUUCGGGGUCAAAAUUUGAAUGACACACUAUUUGCGGAUGAUAGUAUCAAGCUUCGUUUAGUUGAGGUAGAUGAGAGCAGUGAGUUCUUACCACUGGUGUAUGAUCCUGAUAGCAUUGCUGCUUACUGGGGAAAACGACCACGUGCUGUUGCUACACGUAUUGUUCAGUUAUUGUCCGUUGCUGGAGGGUUUCUCUCUCGCCUUAUCUGGGAUCUAGUAAAUAAUAAGAUAAAAGAGAACGAAGUCGCUCGAGCUAUUGAGUUGAGGGAGAUAGUUACAUCUCUCGGUCCAGCAUACAUAAAACUUGGGCAAGCAUUGAGCAUACGACCUGAUAUACUGUCUCCCAGUGCAAUGACUGAACUGCAGAAGCUUUGUGACAAGGUGCCAUCUUUUCCAGAUGAUGUGGCUAUGGCUCUAAUAGAAGAAGAGCUCGGACAGCCGUGGUAUAAUGUCUAUUCUGAACUUUCUCCUUCUCCGAUUGCCGCUGCAUCACUCGGCCAGGUCUAUAAAGGCCGGUUGAAAGAAAAUGGGGAUUUGGUAGCUGUGAAGGUACAGAGACCAUUUGUUCUCGAGACUGUGACGAUUGAUUUGUUUAUCAUAAGAAAUUUGGGUCUUGUUCUUCGCAAAUUUCCCCAGAUAUCUAUUGAUGUUGUUGGAUUGGUUGACGAAUGGGCUGCACGUUUCUUCGAGGAGCUUGAUUAUGUUAAUGAAGGGGAAAAUGGAACAUUAUUUGCUGAAAUGAUGAAGAAGGACCUACCUCAGGUAGUUGUGCCGAAGACAUACAAUAAAUACACUGCAAGAAAGGUUCUUACGACUCAAUGGAUAGAUGGAGAGAAACUGUCACAAAGUACUGAAAGUGAUGUUGGAGAACUUGUGAAUGUUGGAGUCAUAUGCUACCUGAAGCAGCUACUUGACACGGGGUUCUUCCAUGCCGAUCCACAUCCAGGAAAUUUAAUUCGGACGCCUGAGGGGAAGCUGGCUAUACUAGAUUUUGGUUUGGUUACCAAAUUGACAGAUGAUCAGAAAUAUGGCAUGAUUGAAGCCAUUGCACACCUUAUUCAUCGAGAUUAUGGUGCUAUCGUAAAAGACUUCGUUAAGCUUGGUUUUAUUCCUGAAGGAGUUAAUUUAGAACCCAUUUUGCCUGUGUUGGCCAAGGUUUUCGAUCAAGCACUUGAGGGUGGGGGAGCGAAGAAUAUCAACUUUCAGGAGUUGGCAUCAGAUUUAGCACAAAUAACAUUCGACUAUCCUUUUAGAAUACCGCCUUAUUUCGCACUUAUAAUUAGAGCAAUUGGGGUGCUGGAGGGAAUAGCUUUGGUCGGGAAUCCUGAAUUUGCUAUUGUGGAUGAAGCCUAUCCAUAUAUUGCGCAGAACUCCAUUAUCCAUGAAUGUGUUGAGCAAGUUAGUCUCCUUGUUCCACCUGAACUAGUGUUAUCCCAGCCUAUGGGGCAAAGUUCUUUGCCUCUGGUUUUAAGUAAUUCUUCCAUCUGGCGCUAUGAAGGGGUUAAUCUCUUUUUCCUUGUUCUAUGUGGAUUGCAGAGGCUACUAACUGAUGAAUCUCCGCGUCUAAGGUCUGCCUUACGUUACACGAUAUAUGGGAAAUCUGGAGUCUUUGAUGCUGAAAGAUUUAUUGAUGUCAUGCAAGCAUUUGAGAAUUUCAUUGAUGCAGCAAAGAGUGGAGGUGGGGAAAAUCUUAAUGGAAGAAUGGCUGAGCUUGGCAUUUUACAAAAUCGGACAAAUAAUUUGCUUCCGGGUUUUACACCGAGUGCUUCUCAAGCACAACCUAUCCAAACAAGGGCGGCCUUGGGAUUUUUACUAUCUGACAAGGGAAACUUUUUCACGGAAUUUCUGUUAGACGAGAUUGUGAAAGGCAUAGAUGCCAUCACCAGGGAACAGCUAGUGCAAGUAAUGGCUCUUCUUGGGAUAGGAAAUGUAACCCCGGUUUUUAGUUUGGUUCCAACUCUGGGACCUAUCAGGACUUCUGCACUUCUUCCUACAAUAACUGAGGAAGACAAAGUCAUACUGAACAAUGUCCAGAAAAUCAUUGAAUUCUUAACUGACGGAACUGUAGCUUCGUCAAAUCAGGGUGUGAAUGUUCCUCGAGUGAUCCAAGAGUUGCUCCCUGUGUUGCCGGGACUUUCAGCCAAAGUGCUUCCUGAGGUCAUCAGUCGUUUAUCCUCACGUGUGCUUGCACGUGUAAUCAGAGAUACACUUCUGUAAACUAGAAACCAUUUUCGCUUGUGUUUAAAACUGGUCCUAAACAUACAUCCACACAUUCAAUUAGAGACUGGUAUAUCAUAGAAAUUUCUGAACACGUUUAACGAUCUAGUAGAACUAUAUAAUAGUCAACUUGAUGUCGUAGCAAGUGUAAAAAAUACUGACCACAAUUUAUUAUAAAAGCUGACAUGUAUUUCUUAUCUUACACUUGAAAAGUGCCAAUCUAUAUAUAGCCUGUUGUUUGGCCGGGUGUAGUAUGGGUGUGCUAGUUUCUCCAUUAUUAUACUUGUUAUACGGAAAAAAAUUACCUAUACUGAAGACUGCGAAAAUACAAAGUGGCCCUAUUUGAGACUGAAACUAAACACUGUGAAACAACCGAAGAAACCGUGCUAUUGAAGUUGUGUUGAUGCAUACCCACGCUUGGACGUUACAACAACAACAACAACAUAGCC